Messenger RNA from Helianthus annuus (common sunflower), 1216 nucleotides. RefSeq lists its product as uncharacterized. The transcript has 8 exons. The record is from RefSeq and is a predicted model, not a curated record. Lineage: Eukaryota; Viridiplantae; Streptophyta; Magnoliopsida; Asterales; Asteraceae. Bases 249 to 1094 code for a protein of 281 amino acids.
UUUGGGAUUUUCGGUCACUAAAAAAGAAAACUACAAAUUAAAUCCACUCAGAGAUUCAAAUCAUCCAAACCCUCUGUCCAUGAUCCAUACGUUCCGUCUCCAACACUCGAAAAUCUCCAAUAUUUUGCAGUUCGAUUUCGUUGGUUUUCGGUUAACGGUUUGGUUAUUGAUCACCCCUAGACAUCCUGGUGGUUAAGUGGUAACUCCACAACCAAAAGGUUGGGAGUUCAAAUCCUACAGAGUGCAGGAUGUUCUUGGGCCAUAUGGACUCGAUGCAGAGACUGCGGUCCUCAAAGGAGCUACUCCUUUCUGACCCUGUGUCGGAGCUGGAUGGUGACGAGGAUGACAAUGAGGUUUUAUCACGGAUACUAUAUACAGCCUCUUUUGAAGAAUUUGCUUCUAGUAUUUUAACGUAUGACACUAUUAUAUGGGUUUCGAUAUCACUGUUGCUGGUUUUAGCUUGGGGCGUUGGCGUAAUCAUGUUGCUGUAUCUUCCCAUGAGACGUUAUGUGCUCUCAAAAGAGUUAUGUUCACGAGAACUUUAUGUUACUCCUUUUGAAGUAGUUUACAAGGUGUCAAGACCGUCUUAUAUACCCUUUUGCGGGGUUGUAAAUCUUGAAAGGCGUAUACCUCUUGCUCUAGCAGUUGAUAUUAUCAUUGAACAAGGUUGCUUGCAAGCAAUGUUUGGAAUCCAUACGUUUAGACUUGAAAGUGUAGCACAAGGAAAAGCUUCUUAUGUUGAUGAAUUACAAAUUCAAGGUGUUUCUAAUCCUGAACUUUUAAGAAAGGUGAUAGUAAAAGAAGCCUCAAAGGCUAUACAAGAUUCCGGUAGGACCUGGAGAACCUCAGUUCAUGGUACCGCGCCAGAAAAUUCAACUCGGAUACGAUCUUUUACGGAUGGAAGUGUUUUCAGAUCACCAAGAAACGGGAAGGCGAUAAUUUCACCUAGACCUGCUUUAGCGGAACAAAGAGUAUUGAGUUGUACAGAGGUGCUAAUAUACAAAAUGGAUGAAGUCAGCCAAUCCGUUAAGAGACUAGAGAAAAUUGUAGAAGAUGCUCAAGCUCAAACCACCAAUGAAGGAAUGAAGGAGUGAAUGAGUUGUGCUUGUUUGAUUUCAGAGAACAUAAAUUGAAUUGUUUUUUGUAUUCUAUAACAUUCAUUUCAAUAUUGAUGGUGUAUAAAAUAUAUAUUCAAUUCCUCAUUUUAUUGCUAAAA